Molecule: messenger RNA, 5039 nt
Organism: Hydractinia symbiolongicarpus
Lineage: Eukaryota; Metazoa; Cnidaria; Hydrozoa; Anthoathecata; Hydractiniidae
Exons: 8
Coding region: 1243-4101 (952 amino acids)
Source: RefSeq, a predicted model, not a curated record
CAAAACAAUCAAACAAACACAAACAAACAAGAAAAGAGUAUGAUAAUAACGAAAUUAGUGAGGUUAAUCUCAAAAAAAAAAAAAAAAAAAAAAAAUUGUUCAAACAAAUUAGUAAUAUCCAGAUCAUAAUAAUAUAAUUGGUCUUUAUCAGACCAUAAUUUGUCUAGCUUCAUUUUAAAUUGAUUCACUGUGUUACAUGACACUGUGUCCUCAGGUAAAGAAUUCCAUAAAGUCACUACACGAUUCGUGAAUGAGAACUUUCGCAAAUCCAGGUUACAGCUUCUUUUAAAAAGUGCUUUAUCGUGUCCUCUGGUGUUAGACAAUUUUGGCAAUAACAAGUUCUCAGUAACAGCUUCGUCAUAAACAUUAUUAGUUAUCUUGAAUGUCUCAAUCAUAUCUGCUCGAUAUCUUCUGUAGAAUAAUGAGGGAAGUUUCAGUAACCUGAGCCUUUCAUCAUAUGUUAAAUCCUUCAUACCUGGGAGCAUUUUUGUAGAUCUACGUUGUACGUUUUCCACAAUCAACAUGUCCUUUUUCAAGAAUGUACACCAUACUGUGUUGGCAUACUCAAUAUGUGGUCUGACAAGGGAUGUAAACAACAAGACAAAGUUUUCAUUAUCCAUAUAGUCAAAUGUCCUUCGAAUCAAGCCCAUAAUCUGAUUUGCUUUUUUAACCUUUGAUGAAAUGUGGUUUGAAAAUGUUAGAUGGUCAUCUAUUAAUACACCAAGAUCUUCUUCACAACUUGUAUUUCUAAGGGCGGAACCAUUCAUAACGUAAUUGCAUGGACUUGAUAGUCUAUUUUUUGUAGUUAUUCUCAUUGCAACACAUUUAUCUGAAUGAAAUUUCAACAGGGUAUUAUUAGACCACUGCACUAUACUAUUUAGAUCUUCUUGUAGUUUGCGAGAGUCCUCACUCGAAAAUAUUUCACGAAAUAAUUUAUUAUCAUCAGCAAAUAAGAAUAUAUCCGAGUAUUGAACUUCCUGUAUUAUGGUAUUGAUGUAAAUCACAAACAAAAUUGGUCCUAACACAGAUCCCUGUGGAACCCCACUAAUCACUUCAGCCCAGUUAAAUAAUUCAAACGUUCUGAAAACGCUGUUUUCAGUUGUUUUUGAACCAAGACGACAUUAUUUAAUCAGCAUUAGUAUACAGUACCGUCUUUACUUGGUCAGUUAAUAUGGAACAAUUGGUGGGAAAAAAAUGAUGUGAAGCAGUUUCACAGUUGGCGAGAAUUAAACUUAAAAUAACAUGGAUCUACCAAAUUACGUGAUUCAGGAUAAACAAGCUCGAUUUCUUAUUAUGAGAAACUUUUACGAAGAAGUUAUGAGCAAAUUGUUAAAAAGAUUUUUGAUGGUAUUGCAUUUUAGAGCAACUGGGGAUGUAUUAGAAGAAAAUUGCGACAUUCUAUUAAAGAUCCUGCCACAUCUGCCAAGAAAGCACAUACUGAAGAAAGAAGAUAAGUAUAGGGAAAAUCUCUUUAUACAAUCAAAAAGAGACUUAACUCCCAAACCAAAUUUAGAUGUGUCAAAAUUUGCCUUUACUAUGUCCUUUGCUUGUUUAACAGAGAUUGAAGGUCUCCCUUCAUGGAAGAAUCACAACUUUUGUAUCUUUUGUGAGUCAAAUUGUAAGAAUAUCCUGCUAGGGAACGCAGAAAAAAAAGACUGCAAUGACUGUGGAUUUUGUAGGACAUUAUCAAAUUGUCUUUCGCACAUUCUUACAGAGAGCUUGAAUACUGGGAGGAAAACCAGAAAUAUAGGAGCACACACAUCACAAUUCUCAGCUAUCAGCCCUAACAUACAGCAAAAUAUUAGGGCCUUAACUGCUUUAUAUGAAUACUUGCACACAAAUGGAAAUUGGAGAAACUUUGAGAAAACCUGGAUAAACCAUGAAGCGUUUUUUGAAAUUAGAGAAGAUAUCAGGUUGAUUGAAAAAUGUUCAAUAACAUUUUUGCUAGAAAAAUUUAAAGAAAGAGUUAGAAUUUUAGAAGAUGUUUUCGCUAUUAAAGAAAAGAUGGAUAAAAUAUUGUCUAAGAUGAAUAAAUCAACCUUGAGAAUUUCAAUUCAAUUAUCCAUCAGCAAGUUAGCAGUGGUGGAAAUAGCCGACUUAGGAAGUUUUCUCAAGAACGCUAAAUUAAAAGGAUUGAAUUCAAGGAUGAGGAUGACUAUAGAGAAGGUGGUGAAUAAAUCGUUAGCACAACUGAGCGACGAAUUUAAGUUUGAUGUACGUAUAUGUGGGUUGAAAAAAGUAGCAUGUGAAGAGGAGUUUGAACAAUUUGAAGCGGAGAUUAAGUUUACUUCACCAGAUUCCAAUGCUUUUGAGUUUUAUCAAUGUGAUACGCAUCCAAAAUCGAAGAUCUUACAAGCCGAACUUGAGAAAGCAAUGUUUGCAGAGUUGGAAAGUAAAUUUAGUAACAUUACUGAUAUAAACCUAACAGAACUUACAUUAGGGUUUACGUUUUGGGAUACUGGUUCACUUCAUAUCAUGUUUUCCUUGGUAAAAAACGAUCGUAGUUCAUUCAACAAACGCGAAAUACAAAUACUUAAUACUUCCUUCAAAGAUAUGAUCAGCUCUAAACAUGAGUUUUUUAAGGAAAUAUUUGGAGAAAAUGUUCAGGUGUCAGCAGACACAAGUCCUUCGUGUACUAAAAUUGAAACAUUGAACGGCCAGUUGGAGGUCAAAAUCCUUACAGAGGAUGGUUACUAUCAUUCGAAUGUGUUUGUGAGGAUGUUAAAGCGCAGUGUAGAAACAUUGUUGACACAAGAACUUCAAUUAGAAAAAUGUAGCAAGAUAAAUAAAAACUUAGCCACGAUGUUGUAUUCAGUAGAACAGUUUGUCAACUCACAUUCUCAAACAUUAUCUAACGUAGUUGAUAUUGCACGAAUAGGAUCAGUCCACGCAUUUAUUGCAGAAACGCUGCCAUGGUUUGUGCUAACAAUAGAUGUUGACCAAGGAAAUCCAAAAAUUGAUUGUGUUGACGAAGAGAUUGAUAAAUACAAGAAACCAAGGGAAAGGAGUCGUGGAAUGGCCAAUAUGAAGGAAAGCAAAGUACCUACCAAAACUGAUUGGAGAAUUUUAUGUGGAGCAUUGCUCUCUGAAGUAAAAAAUUAUUUGCGAUCUUUACUUCACCAUCCUGCGAGCGGAAACUUUCCUAAAGAUGGUGGAAAGUUAUAUAAAACAAUACUGGAACUAUAUCUAAACGGAGAGUUGGAUGAUCUUCCAAUAUAUUGGCGAACACUGAUUUUACCAGAAAAUGGAAUUUCAGAUUCCGAGAUCUUUAAUUUGCACACGUUACGUUAUUUACUUUUGAAAAGCAAUAUUUUGAAACCAGACGCAGUUGGUGCAAUUAACAAUUUGUGUGUCAUGAUGAAUGGAAUCAAAUAUUUUUCAAAUGUUGUUCCUUAUUAUGUCAUGUUAAAUGUUGUAGACCAGAUAAAGUUUGGCCUUUCCACACUUGGGUGUGCAAAAGAAAGCAUGAAGGUGGUAGAGCAUUUGUGUACAUUAUUCGAAGAUAUUACACUCUCGGAACACGAAUUGUCCACAUAUAAAUAUGAAAUGCACUAUUUUGAUUGCGAAUGUCAAGCUGAGUUAAUAUUUAAAGUAAAAGAAUGUUUGCGAUGUUUAUUUCACGAUCCUGCAUAUGGAGAUUUUCCAAGAGACGGAAAAAAACUACAUCAAGUUAUGGAAGAGUGGCAACAACAAGGAAAGUUAAAAGACUUGGAGAAAAAUCUUUUUUCUCUUCUUUUGCCUGAUAGCAAAAUAACGGAUUCCGAAACCUUUGAUAUACAUCUACUCGGCUAUUUUCUUUGCACAAACAUAAAAGAUGAAAAGCGUAAAAUAUUUGACGAAAUAUUGCAUUUAACAAAUCAAUUUAUACGAUAUGACAAAAUCUGGUUAAAGUUGGAUAUCCUUUCGAAAAUCUGGUGGAAAGUCAGUCCCUCUGCUUGGCGUUUUGAUGUGUUUUACGGAAACAAAGAAAAUGAUUUACAUAAAUUUGUUAAAUUUUUGCCUGGCAUAAUUGAUGCCAGGCAUCGUUUGCCGAAAGAAUAUACAUUUCAAAGCAUAAUAGAUUACAAGAAGGCUAGCACUGACGAAGAGAAAAUAUUUUAGUAAACCGAAAUUUUGCCAUAAUGAACAUCUACACAUUUAGAUGUUUUCCGUAUUUAUUUAUAUAUGCUUACAGAGACGUUACUAGAAUUAGCUUUCGCACCCAUCCUUUAAAAUUAAUUCGUUUUACUAUUUCUCUUAGUUAUAAACCUUUCUUCCUUGCUGCUUGCGGUAAUUUCUGUUAUAAUAGCUGUAUUUUGUGUGUUCAAAAUGGUUGCGCGCAGCUUUUUUCGGAAAAUUAGCGCAGGGCCCGAUUUUUACGGACCUCCGUUUUUAGGUUGAACGCAGGUUAAUUUCGGAAUAACUUCGGAAUCACGCCAGAACCGGAUAAACAACGGAAACAUGUUUGGAGGCCAUUUUUGGUGAUGUUGUGAGGUUUGUAGGUCUCCUUUCGAUAUUUUUCUCUCUAAAUACUUUGUAUCUAUAGGAAUAUUUAAUUUUUGUGUGUUGUCACAUGUUAAGGUGAAUAUUUCAUCACGUUUUCUACCCAUGUAUAAAUCUUAAGCAAAUCAAUUUUAAGUUUUUAGCUAUCUAAAAACGUAGAUUGUCAGGCAGCAUUCUGCUUUAAGGGAGCUAGCUAUAGCUAUCUAUUAUUUUAAAGUUUUUAUUCAGUUUGGUAUAUUGCUAUUUGUUUUUAUGUUGAAGUUGGGUCUACCUAGCCAGAUUCUUUUUUAGCUGCCUAGCUACCUCUGACUAAAAAGUGAAAGUAGCCAAAUGCAGUUUUUACCUAUCUAAAACAAAAUUCUUAUGCUAAAUGCAGUUAGGUUGCUUCACCUUUUAUUAGUGUCAUGACUUUAUUCUGCAAAAUUAAAUGGCGGAGUGAUACUUUUAACUGGACGGAUAACGACAAACUGUUUCUUGUGUUUUUAUUUAACCCGAAGUUGCGAUAAACGUUUUUUAGAAAAGGGUCCUAUGCCAAAUGCCCAUUCAACUCUGUUUAA